AUGUACAGUGGCCCUCUGGGGGCGCGGCUGCCUACAAUGCAGCGGUUUGCAGACAGCCUGGCACUUCAGCAACGAGAGGAGGCCGCUCCUACUGCGCCAGUCGCGGCGCAGGUCACGGAGCGGAGAGCCGACGAGCGUUCCUCCGUGGCUCCUUGGGGGCAGUUCCGCGAUGUCAUCAGAGAGGAGAUGUCUGCUGCCUUCUCUGCGAUGCAAGACACUGCCGCCACAUCCCCGGUUUUUGAGGAAGCAGUGCUAGGUGGCGAGAAGGCUGCAUCGCUGGAUGCAGUGUAA
This is a messenger RNA of Symbiodinium sp. CCMP2456, 291 nucleotides long. NCBI's taxonomy places the organism in Eukaryota, Dinophyceae, Suessiales, Symbiodiniaceae. The record is from the annotation of a GenBank genome assembly.